UUAUGUGUAACAGUGGUAAGAGGCGCACGCUUGGUUUCGAGAGCUUGACCAGGAUUCUCAAGAAACUUGCUCAAGAAGCUACCUUACCAGCCAAGGAUCCGAACAAUGCAAUUCGAAUAGUGAAGAAGCUAAAACCUGUGAUUAAAAAUGCAUUAACACUCAUAAACGAACAUCCAUUUCAUGCCCCCGUUGUUGCUCAUAACAUCGCCAGUGUCACACGCAAGCUAAAUAUUCCAUCUUCUGUCAGAUGUGCGACUUGCGGAGGUACCUGUAUUGCUGUGCACACUGAAUUCGUGCAAUGUGUGCCUCAAACGUUGCAAUAUCUUACCCCUAAAGGGAUUAUGCAAUUGCAAACGGUAUACUCCGGCUGCCGCAACCAAAAGCUUGAUUCAAUACUGAAACAGAUAGAUUUAAAAGCGCUUACUUCAAUCUAUCUAGCACUGUUACAUAAUGUCGACUGGAAGACAGAAUUUGAAGCAAAUGUAUUCAGGAUUAUAUCAAGGAAUAGGGUCCAACAAUCAUUGGGAACUUCGGAUCGUUCAGCCGAAUGUAAUUCCACUAAUGAUAUAUUAGAAGAUUUUGGUCGUUGGUAUGAUGAAAUAAGUGCUGUGUCCCAUGAUAGUGUUGUAAAUGGUCCUCACUUUGAUGUAUAUAUCCGAGAUAUAUGUGACGCAGUAGUGAAUGUUAACAAGGCCGGACCGAGUAAACAGUUGAUAUUCUAUUUUGCAUAUGUAGCGUUGCAGCAAAUAAACUUAGAAAACGUUACUUCAGAAGAAGUAAAAAGUAUUUGCAGGAUAUUACACCAUUUUCACAUAUGCCACUACCCAGCCAAAACCGUGGAACAUGUCAUUAGGAAGCUAGUAAGACACUGUUCACAUCUUAUGAACUUCAAGGAUAUAUCAUGUAUACUUCCAAUGAUUGAUGUAAAUGAUCUAUCUUUACUGAAGGCCAUUGUAAAAAGAAUUGAUGAUAUAUUGGACAAUUACGAGUCAUCAGAUUCGUACGACCCUACAGGUGUCUCAGUUAUAGUCAAACAAUUAGGACGCAUUAUCAAGCGUUACUAUAAAGAUCUUGCUGUUCAAACGGCUAUUAACUGCGUCGACCAAUUUGUAAGAUUCAUCACGAGGCGUUCUGCAGGUCCCUAUGAUCCCCAAACGUUAUCAGCGUCCGUCACAAUAUUAUCUACCCUGCAGAGUCUGCUGUAUCUUCCAGAAUUAUUGGAUCUAUUUAUCAAUCUGUUAACACUCUUGACAUUACGACUUGAUGACUUUUUCCAUACCACGAAUACUUAUAACGCUACUGAGUUGUUAAACAUAAUGGCACCUAUUUGCGAAACGUAUAAUGGUUACAACGAGACUGUCAAUGUUAAAAACGUAGAUUGGUAUCAAAAUGCCAGGUUAAAGACAAUUGUGAAUGCAAAUCAUCUCAAAAAGCUUAUAUCGCACCAUUCGACGGUAUACCAAAGUUUACUCAGUACGUUUGGAGAUAAGGAUAGUAAUGACGAACCUAGGAUCCGUGAUCUUUGUAGAUUUCUGGAAAUAUACCGUAAACAUAGUCUCCAUAGGAUACACGUAUUAAGUGAAGAUUUUAAUGCCGCAAUACACGACCUCCUUUUGCUGCAUCACCAAAGUUUGAAGCUGAUCGACGCUGUAGAGCUAACAGCGUAUUUAUCGCAUAUGAGUAAUAACCAAGGCUCGUUAAAUAAUAUAAUCACGCAAAUUGACGAUAGGGUAAAGAACUGUACAAACGUGGAUGAGCUAUUAUACCGACGUGUCAAAGCAUUAUCGGCAACAUACCCAAAAUAACAA
This is a messenger RNA of Babesia bovis T2Bo, 1808 nucleotides long. RefSeq lists its product as uncharacterized. The coding region runs from base 3 to 1805 and encodes 600 amino acids. Lineage: Eukaryota; Apicomplexa; Aconoidasida; Piroplasmida; Babesiidae. The record is from RefSeq and is a predicted model, not a curated record. The transcript has a single exon.